This is a messenger RNA of Oryza sativa Japonica Group (Japanese rice), 1992 nucleotides long. The record is from RefSeq and is a predicted model, not a curated record. NCBI's taxonomy places the organism in Eukaryota, Viridiplantae, Streptophyta, Magnoliopsida, Poales, Poaceae.
ACAGUGAGGAGAAGACAAAACCUCGCCAUCUUUAUAUUAGGCACUAGGCACAGCAGCUGAGCCAGCAGCCAUGGCGGCCGGGGCACGAGCUCUCGUGCCCUCGCCCUUCAUCGUCGUCGUCUUCCUCCUGCUCGCCGCCGCGGCGAGAGACGCUUCCGCGCUCACCCGGCAUGACUUCCCCGAGGGCUUCGUCUUCGGCGCAGGCACCUCCGCUUUCCAGGUGGAAGGGGCAGCUGCAGAGGAUGGGAGGAAGCCUAGCAUCUGGGAUACUUUCACCCAUCAAGGGUACUCGCCUGGCGGUGCCAUUGCAGAUGUCUCAGCAGAUCAAUAUCACCAUUACAAGGAGGAUGUAAAGCUUAUGUAUGACAUGGGCCUGGAUGCGUACAGAUUCUCCAUUGCUUGGCCUCGUCUUAUUCCAGAUGGAAGAGGAGAGAUCAACCCCAAGGGCUUGGAAUACUACAACAAUCUGAUAGACGAAUUGAUAAUGCACGGAAUACAACCUCAUGUCACCAUCUACCACUUUGAUCUCCCUCAGGCCCUUCAGGAUGAGUACGGUGGAAUACUCAGCCCCAGAUUCAUAGAAGAUUACACGGCUUAUGCCGAGGUUUGCUUCAAGAACUUCGGUGACAGGGUGAAGCACUGGGUGACAGUGAAUGAGCCGAACAUAGAGCCCAUCGGCGGCUACGACGCCGGCGUUCAGCCGCCGCGGCGGUGCUCCUACCCCUUCGGCACCAACUGCACCGGCGGCGACUCCUCGACGGAGCCGUACAUCGUGGCUCACCACCUGCUGCUUGCUCAUGCCUCGGCAGUGUCCAUCUACAGACAGAAGUAUCAGGCAAUUCAAGGAGGUCAGAUAGGGAUCACUCUGCUGGGCUGGUGGUAUGAGCCCUACACCGACGCGGUGGCAGAUGCAGCUGCUGCAAUCAGGAUGAAUGAAUUCCAUAUUGGAUGGUUUAUGAAUCCUCUGGUGCAUGGAGACUACCCUCCGGUAAUGAGGAGCCGCGUAGGCGCUCGGUUGCCAUCCAUAACGGCGUCCGAUUCGGAGAAAAUACGGGGAUCGUUCGACUUCAUCGGCAUCAACCAUUACUUCGUUAUCUUUGUGCAAUCCAGCGACGCAAAUCAUGACCAGAAACUAAGGGACUACUACGUUGAUGCAGGUGUUCAAGAGAAUGGUGGAGGAGGAUUCGACAAGGAGCACUAUCAGCUUCAUCCCUGGGCUCUUGGCAAGAUGCUACAUCACCUGAAGCUCAAGUAUGGCAACCCCCCAGUCAUGAUCCACGAGAAUGGCGACGCAGAUUCACCGGAGACCCCGGGCAAGAUCGACUACGACGACGACUUUAGAUCGGAUUUCUUGCAGAGCUACCUGGAAGUUCUGCACCUGUCCAUACGGAACGGAUCGAACACGCGGGGAUACUUCGUGUGGUCACUGCUCGACGGGUUCGAGUUCCUCUCCGGCUACGGCAACCGCUUUGGCCUGUGCUGCGUCGACUUCACCGCGCCGGCGAGGACGAGGUACGUCAGGAGCUCGGCACGGUGGUACUCCGACUUCCUCAACGGCGGCGAGCUCCGGCCGGUGAAACCCUUCGUCGCAUUAUGAAUCGGGAAGAUAUUAAUCCGGAGACGUAGACUAGAAGAUGAGCAACUUACUACUCUCUCCGUCCCAAAAAAGCCAAUCCUCUCCCAGUACAACGAUUCUGAAUUAUACUAGGAGGGGUCACAUUUUUAGGUUGGGUUUUUUUUUUAAAAAAAGUAUGCAGUUAAUAUUUUUUUUCUUUUUACUAUAUACGAAAGUGGAAGGUUCCAACCCUCCACGCAAUAGCCAAAAAUAAUAAAAGCGACAUCGUCUUCUAGAAGGAGGCCAGAGAAUGUGUAUGGAUGUAAAUGGAAAAAUCGGACAGAAUCACGAACAGAGGAGAUCAGAAACACCUGGAAUUCAGAAAAAAUGGUGAGAGUUGGCGACCAAUUUGAGUUGCUGUACUCCUUUGUGCCACC